GACCAGUCCAUUCUCACUGGAGAGUCCGUGUCUGUCAUCAAGCACACUGACCCCAUCCCUGACCCCAAGGCCGUCAACCAGGUCAGACUCGCGGGCGAGCACCUUUCUCCCAUUCUCUCUCCCUCUCGUAUUUUUGGGAAGAACUUGAAGUCUGAUCAGAGGUUUUGAGGAAAUGAUGAGAGCGUAUUCUACUCACAAGCCCUGAUUCAGCCGAUUGUUGUUGUGUAAAUCCUUUGAGCUUCUCUCUUCACCAGGGUCAUUUGAGCUUGGCAUUCCCAUACUAACAAUGAAGAUGUGUCCCUUAUCAGUGUAUUUCUCUUUGUGUGUUCUGCUGUCAAAUGUAUUCAGGUGUAUUUUCUUACAAAUUCAUUUCUUUUUUUGAUAGUGAGCAGACUCUGACGUGUUUAGAAAUUUAUUCUGUAACUUAAAUAGGACGUAUAAAAUGAAAUCAAACUAACAUCUUGUGAUAACCUACAAACAAUAGAAAUGAGAAGUAUUUGUAAGAACUAGCAGACAUGCUAAAAGAAGAUAUGCAAUCUCUUAAAUUCUGGAUAUUCCAUUCACUUUACAAGCAUGCAGACAAGGAUGGGGCUAGUAUUGCCCGUGCCAUUAUACAGGUAAAGUGUGAGUCACACUUGGUGAUCCCUGAGUCCUAUACUUUCAGAUAUCACACAUGUAUGUUAGUAUGCCUGCUGUCUGGUCACUACCACUUGCUAAUCACUGCUACUGGCCUCUGCUUAAGGCAUUGGCAUCGACGUCUCUUUUAGGAUGUGCUUGAACAAGAAGAAAAGUUUGCCUUGCUAAGUCUGAGCCACAGCUAGUAAUAGCAUGAAUACAUGUAGGUUUAGAAGGCACUUUAGAACAGAAUGAGGAGGCAUUUAGGUUUUACUUUGUAUUAUUUACUUUUGAUCACUAUCAUUAUCAUCAUUAUUUUUUUUUUUUUG
This is a messenger RNA of Penaeus monodon (black tiger shrimp), 944 nucleotides long. RefSeq names its product calcium-transporting ATPase sarcoplasmic/endoplasmic reticulum type-like. Gene Ontology annotation, biological process: intracellular calcium ion homeostasis; calcium ion transmembrane transport. Gene Ontology annotation, molecular function: P-type calcium transporter activity; ATP binding; ATP hydrolysis activity. The record is from RefSeq and is a predicted model, not a curated record. Gene Ontology annotation, cellular component: membrane. NCBI's taxonomy places the organism in Eukaryota, Metazoa, Arthropoda, Malacostraca, Decapoda, Penaeidae.